Molecule: messenger RNA, 921 nt
Organism: Mesorhabditis spiculigera
Lineage: Eukaryota; Metazoa; Nematoda; Chromadorea; Rhabditida; Rhabditidae
Source: the annotation of a GenBank genome assembly
AUGCGGUUACUACAAGCCCUACUUGCAGCAACUAUCAUCACACAAGUAAAAGCACAAGCCGGAACCGCCGACACGUGGAUGGCGUUCCCGCAAAAUGCUUCUUGUUCUCCGAAUGCCGUGAUCUUCGAGUUCACGGAUUGGCAGAUCGAAUUUUUGCCGCCACCGGACAAUGACAGAAGACCCGAGGAGACCCAAGAACAGUAUGAUAAAAGGGUAGCGAGUCUGAUGGUGAAGGUCGCGUCGUUAGCCGGCACCUCACCUGCCAAGGAUCAGGUCGUAUACCACUUUGAUGCAUUCACCGGCACCAAGGGAUUUCGCGAACUAUCGAAAAUCUGCCUGACGCGGAGUGCAGCGAUCGAUUUUGCAGAGAGUUCCGCCAACGAUACAUUCGAUGUCCUAAUGGCAACCAAGACCAACAGCGACCCUCGGACAUUCGACGUGUUGCCCUCGAUCGUGUUCAAGAAUCAAGUUCCUUUUCAAAAUGUGAUCCCGUACCAUUCGGCGAAUCAGUUAUAUGACGUCCAGAUGACUAUCACACAGAAAUGUCCGCCGCAGCGGUUUGGGUAUUUGUGCCAGAGCGUCUGUGAUUGCGAAGCCGCCGACUGUGACAUCCGGGACGGCUGCAAGUCAUCACUUUUGUUCUGGAUCCUGUUUGCCGUCAUCAUCGCCAUCAUCAACAUUUGUCUAAUCCUUUGCGGAGCCUACAUUUGGUUGAGGCUACGCAAAAAUCGCAAGAACGGCAAGGGCAAGAUUGGGCAGUACCGGCCAAACGAAGUGGUUGAUGUUGGCAGGACACCACCGCGACAAUCCGCCGACCACGACGGGCCAGUCUUUUUUACGACGGACGACCAGGACCACGUGAGCGGCAUCUACCACGCGCGGCCGGCCAUCGCCGGCUCGGUCAGCUCGGGCGAUCGAUUC